Molecule: messenger RNA, 1636 nt
Organism: Diachasmimorpha longicaudata
Lineage: Eukaryota; Metazoa; Arthropoda; Insecta; Hymenoptera; Braconidae
Product: 2-aminoethanethiol dioxygenase
Exons: 2
Coding region: 297-995 (232 amino acids)
Cellular component (GO): mitochondrion
Molecular function (GO): oxidoreductase activity, acting on single donors with incorporation of molecular oxygen, incorporation of two atoms of oxygen
Source: RefSeq, a predicted model, not a curated record
UUGGCCUGUCGUUAUUCGGCUAAAGUGUAAUCCGUGUGUCAACAAAGUCAACUAACUCAUAUGAAGCAUCGAAAAUAAUAAUCAUAAAUGAUAAGUUUAAAGUUACUUUGAAAUGAGGAAAAAGUACUAGCGUUAUGUAAUUUUUUGCAAACUAUUUACAUAAAAUUUAAUAAACUAGUAAAAGUGAUGAAAAGAGGACUUUUUUAGAGUUGAGGUUAGAAAGCCGUGAAAUAACAGUGUAUAAGAACAUCUCAAGAAAUUUUGAAUAAUAUAUCUAAAGGAAUAUUCUCUCCCUAAUGUCUUCGAAAGUUGAAACGCUUUGGAAGCAAGCAUUGAAAACAUUCGCCGGUCGUCAAACUAAUGGAUUCAAGCUUUGUCCGAAAAAUUUUGACAAGCUGAGGGCUUUGAUGAAUGACAUAACAGCGGAAGACGUCAAGGUUGACAAGAAAAUUCUGGAUCAUGUGGAGAAUCAGUGUGCGCCAAUGUGUGUUAUUGACAUAUUUGAAAAUCAAGACAUCACGAUAGCAAUAUUUUUAUUAAAGCAUGGAGUCACGUUGCCGAUGCAUGAUCAUCCUGGAAUGCAUGGAUUGUUGAAGGUGAUAAAUGGAGUAGUGAAAAUCGACAGUUUUACAAUACAAAUCCCUUCGAGUGGAGUAAUCCAACUGGAUGAGGAACUUACAGCUCUACGACAUGCUUCUGAAAUAGUUGAAACCAAUGACCCAGCUUGUGUUUUAACUCCUCAUGACCACAAUUUGCACGAAAUAUCAUGUGUCAAUGGAACUGCAGCCUUUCUUGAUAUUCUUAGUCCCCCAUAUAAUGUGGACCUUGAUGAGCGAGAGCGAAGUCUACGACCCUGUACAUUCUUUCGCCAAAUCGCGCAGCAACUACCUAACCCUUCAGGAGAUGUACCUGUUAGAGUGAAACUGCUUGCUGUCCGUCAGCCACCAAUGUUUUACUCCACCAAUCUAAAGUAUUUGGGUUCACCUCUGAGAUGAUGCUCCUAAUUGAGAGAUUUAAAAUGCAUUUUAUUACGAUAAAUGCCCAAAGGAAUAAUUAAAUUUAAAUUUUAUAUCUUACAGCAAGUUUCCAUGUACCAUUGAUUUUAUUUCUUUGGUGAAAUCAUAUAAUUCAUGUCAAUAUUUGUUAUGUAUUGAAUUAAACGUUGCUUAAUAUGCAUUAUGCAAAACAUUUUCAAAACUUAUUACGGAUAUAAUUUAUGAAAAUUGUAAUUAAUCUAUUGGUGGUGAUUUACUUGGAUUUAAUGUAUUAUAAUACGAAAUAGGAUUAAUUUUUUUCAUUACAUUUUAUUACAAUUUUUCUCUAUGUAUGUCUAUUUAUUAAAAAUGUAGAUAAUAUAAUUUCAUAUAAUCACAUUGGAUAGUACAAAAAAAUGUAGCAGAAAAUAGUUUUAAUAGCUGGUAAAGGACAUAAUUUUAAAAAGGUAAAGUUAUGAAAAAUCCAACGUUAAAGGUUUAGAUGGUUUAGAAUGUUUUAAUGGCAAUUUCAUUAAUAAAUUAUAAAAAAUUUUAAUCCAUUUAUUAUCGACGCGUCCAGAGACCAUUGUACUUAAUUAAUUGUAAUAAAUUACUGCGAUCGUGCUGAUUGUCUGAAACAAAUAUAUUUGAAUACUAAGGUA